GAAAGUCAUAUACAUCGAGGGUUGGAGGAUCUUACAGCACAAGACUCUGCUCUGCUCCAGGAAUAGACCGUCUCAUUGAGUUUAAUCGGCUUAAUCCAGCCACUGCUGUGCGUAAUGAGCUCACACGCGCUACCAUGAGCUCAACCGUACGCUUACUACAAUUUAGUUUGACAUAUUUCUAACAAAAACCUGUGGUGACUUAUUUUUUUGAUAAAUCAGAGUUAUUUAUGAAUGCCAGGAUGGCCCAUAGUAGCAUCGUGGUGCUAUGGUACAGCUGACGUUUAGAAGUGAACUUUCAGUGUAGUGACGUCACAGAAGGUCAAGAUGAUUUAGUCUGAGGUCAUUUGAUGUCUCAGAUCUGCCUGCCGUCCAUGCACCCAGUGCAUUACGACCAACAAGUGAGUGCGCUUUCAUUAUAGCAUGCAUUUUUGUAAGUGUUUAAAUGAUGGAUAAGCGCUUGUUGUGUUUUUGAGGAAUGUAUGCAAAGGAACUUCUAAUUUGUGUGUGGUUUUAAUUGUCACCUGUGUGUUUUGGCAGCAAACCCUGGUAAAAAUGUACCCAAACACCCUAACACAGUUGGCACGGUCGAAUCCUUUCCAGGCUCCGCUUUUUUCCAUUAAAACAGAUCAGCAACAAGAGAGACAGCAGACAAAACGCAAACUUGCUGCAGCAUCUUAUAAUGAUGCAGAAGUGAGCUGUGAAUAUGGGUCAAAUAAAUAUUACGCCCUCUGCGGUUUCGGUGGGAUUUUGAGCUGCGGCCUCACACACACAGCAGUCGUGCCCCUCGACCUCGUUAAAUGCCGCAUCCAGGUGGACCCAGAGAAGUACAAGUCCAUCUUCAAUGGUUUCUCGGUCACUUUGAGAGAGGAUGGUUUCAGAGGGCUGGGUAAAGGCUGGGCUCCUACGUUCAUUGGUUAUUCCAUGCAAGGCCUUUGCAAGUUUGGUUUCUAUGAAGUCUUUAAGGCCCUGUACAAUGACAUGCUCGGAGAGGAGAAUGCUUAUUUGUGGAGGACAUCUGUUUAUCUGGCCGCCUCUGCCAGUGCUGAGUUUUUCGCUGAUAUUGCACUGGCUCCUAUGGAAGCGUGCAAGGUGCGAAUUCAGACGCAGCCAGGCUACGCUAACACCCUGAGAGAGUGCGCUCCAAAAAUGCAUGCCGAGGAGGGACUGAAUGCCUUCUAUAAAGGUGUUUAUCCGCUGUGGCUGAGGCAGAUCCCCUACACCAUGAUGAAGUUUGCCUGUUUCGAGCGAACGGUGGAGACUCUGUACAAGUACGUCGUACCCAAACCCCGCAGUGAGUGCUCCAAACCAGAGCAGCUGGUGGUCACUUUCAUCGCCGGUUACAUUGCUGGCGUGUUCUGUGCGGUGGUUUCUCACCCCGCUGACUCGGUGGUGUCGGUACUGAACAAAGAGAAGGGAAGCUCAGCUGCUGAGGUGCUGAAAAGACUGGGGCCCGUAGGCGUGUGGAAGGGUCUGUUUGCGAGGAUCAUCAUGAUCGGGACACUGACGGCCCUGCAGUGGUUCAUCUACGACUCGGUGAAGGUUUACUUCCGCCUGCCGCGUCCUCCACCGCCAGAGAUGCCCGAGUCCCUCAAGAGGAAGAUGGGGCUGCUGGACUACUAGACUCCUAUCUGAGGAACUGCACAAAACUCACAGGGCUUUCCACAUUCACCAAAAACACACAGACACACACACAUUGGUGACUAUCACUGCCGCUGUUAAUCUGUAUUUGGGAAAAACACACACCAAACAACUGUCCCUUUAAUGUGAUUUCUGUGCAUUUUGUCUCUCGUUUGGUGAAUGUUGGACUAUUUAAACUAAAUCAUAUUUAGUGGCCCAAAUUAGUACCUUUCCAAUAACAUUUCUUCAAUAAACUAAAGAAUAAAACUACAAAGUGUGUGUGUGCUAACAGGUGUUUUGUCAAAACAAGGCCAAAUUAU
This is a messenger RNA of Danio aesculapii, 1937 nucleotides long. RefSeq names its product solute carrier family 25 member 3a (gene slc25a3a). The coding region runs from base 553 to 1620 and encodes 355 amino acids. The record is from RefSeq and is a predicted model, not a curated record. Gene Ontology annotation, biological process: mitochondrial phosphate ion transmembrane transport. The transcript has 8 exons. Gene Ontology annotation, cellular component: mitochondrial inner membrane. Gene Ontology annotation, molecular function: phosphate transmembrane transporter activity. Lineage: Eukaryota; Metazoa; Chordata; Actinopteri; Cypriniformes; Danionidae.